Octodon degus (degu) is the source of this 1512-nucleotide messenger RNA. RefSeq names its product lipase I (gene Lipi). Bases 1 to 1512 code for a protein of 503 amino acids. Gene Ontology annotation, molecular function: carboxylic ester hydrolase activity; lipase activity. The record is from RefSeq and is a predicted model, not a curated record. Gene Ontology annotation, biological process: lipid metabolic process. NCBI's taxonomy places the organism in Eukaryota, Metazoa, Chordata, Mammalia, Rodentia, Octodontidae. The transcript has 12 exons.
AUGGGAGAGGGAAAGUUGGUACCGCAGGGCCCUGACAGUAUGGCUUGUGUAGUCAGAAGGUGCUCCCAGCGGAAGUCCUUGAAAAUGACACCGAAAACCUUAGAUUUGGUGCUGGGUUGGGGUAAUGGAUAUUUUUCUCUGUCAACAAAAUCCACACCACUUUCUAAGAAGUCUGUUGAGAAUAAAAGACCAUGCCUUGAAUUCUCUAAGCUAACUGUAAAGGAUUCCUUAAAAGAACUGUUUAUUCCUAGAUUAAAGAUAAGCCUAAUGCUGUAUACAAGGAACAACUUCAACUGUGCUAAAUCACUGUUUGAGCAAAAUAACUCACUUAAUAUUAAUUUCAACAUACACAAAAAAACAGUCUGGCUUAUUCAUGGAUACAGGCCGAUGGGCUCCACACCAUCAUGGCUUCAUAAUUUUGUAUGGAUUUUGCUGAAUAAAGAAGACAUGAAUCUAGUUGUCGUCGACUGGAACCAGGGGGCUGCUACUUUUAUUUACAACAGAGCAGUAAAAAACACCAGAAAAGUUGCUGUGAUUCUAAGUAGGUACAUUCAGAACCUUUUGAUGCGAGGAGCAUCUCUUGGCAAUUUUCAUUUCAUAGGUAUGAGUUUAGGGGCUCAUAUCUGUGGUUUUGUUGGAAAGAUAUUUCAUGGUGAACUCGGAAGAAUAACAGGUCUUGAUCCUGCAGGGCCAAAAUUUUCUGGUAAACCAUCAAACAGCAGGCUGGAUUACACUGAUGCGAAGCUCGUGGACGUCCUCCAUUCUGAUGCCCACGGUUUGGGCAUUCAAGAGCCAUUGGGACAUAUAGAUUUUUAUCCGAAUGGAGGAAUAAAACAACCUGGCUGUCCUACAUCAAUUUUUUCAGGAAUAGAAUACAUUAAAUGCAACCACCAGAGAGCAGUUUAUUUGUUCAUGGCAGCUUUGCAAACAAACUGCAGUUUUGUUUCAUUUCCUUGUCAUUCAUACAGAGAUUACAAGACUAGUUUAUGCGUCGACUGUGGCAGUUCUCAGAACAACUCGUGCCCUAGGUUAGAUUUUUAUGCUGAGCAAUGGGAAGAGAGUUCAAAAAUGAGAAUUCAAAGAUGGCCUCUCAGGAUCACUGCAUUUUUUGAUACCAAUGACAAGUACCCUUUUUGUGCCUAUUAUUUUGUUCUCAGCAUAAUUGCUCUGGAUGAAAGUAUGAAUAGUGGCUAUAUUUCACUCAAAUUAUUAAACCACCUCGGAAUGGCUGAACAUUCAAUACUCUAUGAGAAGAGCAAACCAUUUUAUAAACUUCAAGAAGUCAAGAUUCUUGCUCAAUUUUUAAAUGAUGUUGGAAAUAUAUCUAGAAUUGUUUUGAGAUAUUUCCAAAAUUCAAAUUUCCACUGUUCCACAAAUAAACAUAGGAUCCAGCGUCUCAUGUUAAAAUCACUAACAUAUCCAGAAAGACCACCACUUUGCAGCUAUAAUUUUGUACUUAAGGAAUCAGAGGAAUUGUUUCUGAAACCUGUCACAUGUAUAAAGAAGAUUUAA